UACAUAUAACAUAGUUCACAAAAAUGUGAUAGGCGUGAUAGGUAACAUUGAAAGUAUCAUGGUUAACCAAGUUGAAAAUGGCGCACCAGUCUUAUCGGUAGAUUGUUACAAGGUCAUCUCUACUAUUUGUCGAACUAAUGCUAAAAUUUCCAUUAUAAGUCUGAAAGUCUCUUAAACCGUAACCUAUAUUCAAUUUUUCGGAAGAAAUUACACGUCAACAUCGUGUUACCGGGACGCACCAAAAAUGUGACCUCACCGGCAAAUUAAAGCAUUUGUCAAACAGAGUCAGUGCGUUAAUGUGUAUUUAGUAGCAUUUUACUUGAAAGUAAGGUGUAAUGCACCCUGCAUUUAUGGUGUAAUGGAAAAUCAUUCUGUUCGUAUAAAUUACACGCUGACACCCCACGAUAGCGAACAACCAUUAAUACAUGACAACCAGGCUAUACAAUUUAGGGAGAACAAUACAAAAUCGGAGGAAAUAAUUAUCCAUCAAAAUAAGGCGAAAAGUGGUUUGUUCAACCCGAGGGCUAUGCUAUUUGUAGCAUUAUGGUUCCUCUUCAGUGGUUGUACAUUAUUCUUGAACAAAUACAUAUUGUCUUACAUGGAAGGCAACCCCACAAUUUUGGGUGCCUGUCAAAUGUUAAUGACAGCAGUUUGUGGAUUUAUACAAAUGUAUUUUCCAUGUGGAAUGUAUAGAGCUAGAUCAAGAUUGACAAGACCAGCAGGUUUUUAUAAACACAUGAUACUAGUAGGAUGUACAAGAUUUACGACAGUAGUACUAGGAUUAGUAUCACUCAAUUAUGUAGCAGUGAGUUUCACAGAAACUAUUAAAAGUAGUGCACCAAUUUUUACCGUCCUUAUUAGCAGAUAUUUAUUAGGAGAACAUACAGGGUUAUAUGUAAAUUUAUCUUUAAUUCCUGUAAUGGGCGGUUUGGCCCUGUGUUCAGUAAAUGAAAUCAGUUUCGAUUUCAGAGGGUUUGUAGCUGUUAUGGCCACAAAUGUAACAGAAUGUUUGCAAAAUGUUUAUUCCAAAAUGUUAAUCAGUGGCAAUAAUUUUAGGUACACACCUGCAGAGUUGCAAUUUUAUACCAGUCUAGCAUCGAUUGUGGUGCAAGUACCAGUGUCAAUUUUACUGGUCGACUUACCGACCCUUGAGCAUUCCUUAAGUUUUAAAUUGUUCACAGCAUAUCUUCUUAAUGGAGUGUUCUUCCAUUUUCAAAGUAUCACCGCGUACGCAUUGAUGGACUAUGUCAGUCCCGUGACGCACAGCGUGGUCAAUACAGCAAAGAGAGCUUCAUUAAUUUGGGUGUCUGUAUUGUUAUUUAACAAUCCGGUAACUGGUUUAUCGGCUAUGGGAACAUGUUUGGUAAUAGCGGGAGUAUUACUAUACAGUCGGGCACAAGAAUACGAUAGACUAAACAAAGCAAAAUUACGACAUAGUUAAAAAAAAUUGAUC
Molecule: messenger RNA, 1453 nt
Organism: Dufourea novaeangliae
Lineage: Eukaryota; Metazoa; Arthropoda; Insecta; Hymenoptera; Halictidae
Product: solute carrier family 35 member E2-like
Exons: 5
Coding region: 359-1441 (360 amino acids)
Cellular component (GO): Golgi apparatus
Molecular function (GO): antiporter activity
Source: RefSeq, a predicted model, not a curated record